AUGUUCUUUAUUAUAUUCUUACCACUUUUAUGUUUAGCUUUUGAAGAUAACUUAUUAUUUAAAGCUACUCAAAAAAAACAAUUUAUUAGUCCCACAACAUCUACCGUUAAUCCUAUCAGCAGAAUAGACUACCCAUUAAAGGUAUGUGCAAUGAUUAAUUGUGCUAAACGUGAAAUAUUAAAUACAAAUUGUGAUUUUACAACUGGAAGAGGAAGACUUGGUUGUUAUAAUAUUGAAGAAAAUAAAUGUACACCAUUACCAUCGAGAAAGUUUUGUUUUAGAUCAAUGAAUAAAAAUAUGGCGUUUGUAAAAGUUAACAAAACAAAUAUUGAUCCACCUGAAUUUACAUUAUAUACAUUUAAAGACCCUUUGUGCCAAAUACCUGAUCAAUACGAUAAACCAUUCACUGCUCAAUGUGAUAAACAUAAUAUCAUUUCAGGAAAAUUAGGAUGUAAAGGUGAAAAUUCUCCAUUAGGAAUGAUGUGUCGUUCAAAAGAUUAUAUCUUCAAUACCCAAAACAGAGUGCAUAUAAAUCAAAGAACAAAAAGUCAUACUACAAUUACUUCCAUAGUUUCAUUCCUUCUUUUCAUUGCAUUUUUACUUUGA
Messenger RNA from Entamoeba nuttalli P19, 606 nucleotides. RefSeq lists its product as hypothetical. The transcript has a single exon. The record is from RefSeq and is a predicted model, not a curated record. NCBI's taxonomy places the organism in Eukaryota, Evosea, Mastigamoebida, Endamoebidae. Bases 1 to 606 code for a protein of 201 amino acids.